ACGGUUUCAUAUCGGAAAGUUUACGCGCUCCUCAGCAGCGUAGUGCUGCUUGAAUAACAUAAAAUAUGGAGCCUAACAAAAAACCGCUGGAGAAGCCUGCACUGGCUGCGGCACCAGUAGCAGCACAAUGGAAGCGUGCUGCACUUAUGGCCAAAACCGUUGCUGCAUUCAAAGAAACCGUUUCUGAUGACAGCGACGACGAUGUGGACACUAAACAACAAAUUCGGUAUGGUAGCAAGUUGCAGGCUGCAUGGGGCAUUUUUUCAGAAUAUUGCGAUAACAGCACAAUUCAUGGCAUGAAAUAUCUUGGCGAACAAAAGCGACCUUGUUUGGAGAGAUUAUUUUGGAUAAUGGUUUUUACCUUUUCGAUAUAUACUUGCGCUACUCUGAUAACAAAUAUUUGGGACAAAUGGAAUACAAAUCCGGUAAUUGUGAGUUUUGCAGAGAAAUCAACGCCAGUCUGGGAAAUUCCCUUUCCGGCAGUGACUGUGUGUACGGAAACAAAAUCAGUUAGAUCGAUGUUUAAUUAUACGGAUGUUUUUUGGAAGCUUACAGACUUUGUAACAAAUAAGACGCAAGAAGGUUUGACCGACAAUGAAGUUUAUUAUUUGAACGCGAUUUCACAAGUUUGUGAAGCUCAUUUAAUGGCCGAUUUGAAUUAUGGUGAUAAAAUAAAUGAGGGCAAAGACCUGAUAAAUGCAUUGAGUACAAUACUGCCAACAUUCAAUGACACAUAUUUGGGUUGUAAAUGGCGCAAUAUACCAGUAGACUGUAAAGAACUGUUUAGAAAAUUUAUCACGGAAGAAGGUGUUUGUUAUAGUUUCAAUUCAUUAAGUCCAGGAGAAAUAUAUCGUGACGAGGGUUUAAUUACAGAUAUAUUGUUUGAAAAAGAAACUCGUGCGACUACAGAUUGGAAUGUUGAAGAUGGGUACAGUGCUGAUGCUAGUCCAGAAACAUUUCCUAAUCGCGUUUUAGGACCAGGUUCCAGAGCUGGUCUAUAUUUACUUUUAAAUGGUAUUGAAAGAGAUUUUGAUGAUUUGUGUCGUGGUCCAGUGCAAGGUUUUAAAAUUUUAUUGCAUACACCAGGGGAAGUGGCACAAGUAACGAAGCAAUAUUUUCGUAUACCACUUGAUCAAGAAGUUUUAAUCUCAAUUAAACCAAAAAUUAUCACAACAUCAGAAGGAUUAAAACAUUAUGAACCGAACAGACGGCAAUGCUAUUUUCAGAAGGAACGCUACUUGCGUUAUUUCCAGAUUUAUACACAAAGCAAUUGUGAGUUGGAAUGCUUAGCCAAUUAUACCCAAACUGAGUGUGGUUGUGUCAAGUUUUCCAUGCCAAGAAAUAAUGAAAUACCUGUUUGUGGUGCUGCUAAUAUUGAUUGCAUUAACAAAGCCGAAGAUAAUCUUCUACUUAAGGAGUUUAAUCAGGGCAUAAAAACAUCAGCGGAAAACUAUCGUGGUCCCACUGAUUGUAAUUGUUUACCGGCAUGUACUUCUGUGGCGUACGAAGCAGAAAUUUCACAGGCUGAUUUUGACUACAAGACCAUGUCGAACACUUUAAAACAGAAUGGUGAUUUGGGAGAAAAGGAAAGCUUAAAGCUUGCACGUUUGUCAAUUUUUUUCAAAGAAGCACAAUUUUUAACAUCAAGGCGUUCGGAACUCUAUGGUACUACUGAUUUUCUCGCCAAUUGUGGUGGCUUAUUGGGUCUCUUCAUGGGUGUUUCAACUUUAAGUAUUGUAGAGAUCUUCUACUUCUGUACAGUACGAUUAAUAACAAAUUUGGUGAUGCGUCGUCGAAAACGCAAGGAAAUGGCCAAUGGCGACGAUUCGCCGAAGGAGGCCUAAGUAAAGUGAUUAUCCGCUUUCACAUUAAAACAGAAAUUUCGUAGCAUAUAAAGUGUAUUUUUAAUUGUUAAUUUUGUAAAAUUGCCGCUAUUC
Molecule: messenger RNA, 1937 nt
Organism: Teleopsis dalmanni
Lineage: Eukaryota; Metazoa; Arthropoda; Insecta; Diptera; Diopsidae
Gene: ppk26
Product: pickpocket protein 28
Exons: 9
Coding region: 66-1844 (592 amino acids)
Biological process (GO): sodium ion transmembrane transport
Cellular component (GO): membrane
Molecular function (GO): ligand-gated sodium channel activity
Source: RefSeq, a predicted model, not a curated record